AUGGGUGGCAAAGAGAUGAUGAACUUGAAGUUUUGUUGCUUGUUGUGGGUGUUGAUGGUCGGCGUAUUGUGGAGUGGCAGUCGAGUAGUUGUGGCACAAGAUUAUGACAACGUGGGUGGUGUGGGGGAUGGAUUUUCUUCGCCCGGUACAACAUGGGGAAAUAAUAAGAUAGUUCCAGCAAUGUACAUAUUUGGAGACUCGCUAAUCGACAAUGGGAACAACAAUGACUUGAAUUCUUUUGCUAAGGCUAAUUAUUUUCCUUAUGGAAUUGACUUCAAUGGAGGUCCUACUGGUCGAUUCUCCAAUGGUUACACCAUGAUUGAUGAAAUAGCACAAUUGCUAGGAUUGCCACUAAUACCAGCCUACUCCGAAGCAUCUCAUUCUGGAGAUCAAAUGGUUCACGGUGUCAAUUUCGCUUCUGCAGCUUCUGGAAUCCUUGAUAUUACAGGCCGAAAUUUUGUGGGUCGUAUCCCGUUCAACCAACAGAUUAAAAAUUUUGAGGAUUCCUUGGACCAAAUAUCGGGCAAUAUGGGGCCAGCCGGUGUAUCUCAGAUGCUUUCUCGAAGCCUUUUCUUUGUAGGAAUGGGUAGCAAUGACUACCUAAACAAUUACCUCAUGCCAAAUUACAAUACUCGUAAUCAGUACAAUGGCCAACAGUUUGCUGACCUUCUGUCUAAGGAAUACACUACCCAACUCACUAAACUUUACAACCUUGGAGCACGAAAAUUCGUUUUGGCUGGGUUAGGAUUGAUGGGCUGUAUUCCAAGCAUCUUAGCGCAAAGUACAACGCCCGGGAGGGGAUGCUCCCAGGAAGUGAACCAGCUGGUGCUACCUUUCAAUGCUAACAUGAGGACCAUGAUUAAUAACCUGAGCAUUAAUCUCCCUGGUUCUAAGUUCAUCUUCGUUGAUGUUCAUAACAUGUUCCAAGAUUUACUUGCCAAUGCUAGAUCCUAUGGAUUUCGUGUGGUGGAUAGGGGAUGUUGUGGGAUAGGUAGACACCGAGGACAGAUAACGUGUUUACCAUUCCAAACGCCGUGUCCAAACAGGAAUGAGUAUGUGUUUUGGGAUGCAUUUCACCCAACAGAAGCAGUGAAUGUACUGAUGGGAAGGAAGGCUUUUAGUGGUACUCCUGAUUCUGUUUAUCCGAUCAACAUUCAACAACUAGCAAACAUAUGAUGGUGACUUUGUGCAUGUUAUAAAGCCGCACGCUGUGAUGAAACACAUGUAGGUGUAUUUUCUG
This is a messenger RNA of Erigeron canadensis, 1240 nucleotides long. Its product is annotated as GDSL esterase/lipase At1g71691-like. Gene Ontology annotation, molecular function: hydrolase activity, acting on ester bonds. The record is from RefSeq and is a predicted model, not a curated record. Bases 1 to 1176 code for a protein of 391 amino acids. The transcript has 5 exons. Lineage: Eukaryota; Viridiplantae; Streptophyta; Magnoliopsida; Asterales; Asteraceae.